Messenger RNA from Ctenocephalides felis (cat flea), 763 nucleotides. RefSeq names its product V-type proton ATPase subunit F 1. The transcript has 4 exons. Gene Ontology annotation, molecular function: proton-transporting ATPase activity, rotational mechanism. The record is from RefSeq and is a predicted model, not a curated record. Gene Ontology annotation, cellular component: membrane; proton-transporting V-type ATPase, V1 domain. Lineage: Eukaryota; Metazoa; Arthropoda; Insecta; Siphonaptera; Pulicidae. Gene Ontology annotation, biological process: proton transmembrane transport. The coding region runs from base 160 to 531 and encodes 123 amino acids.
GCUCACUCACUCUAUGGGCGUUCUGAAACAUAUAUACUGUCAAUAGAGCGAUUGCAUCUGUCAUUGGUUGCUUCAUAAGUCACAUAGUCUAGGAAAGUCAGAACAUCGUAAUUUUAUAGUUGUAUAGUUCUGAAAAUAAAUUAAUUUUGCAAGUUGAAAAUGGCACAUUCAGCUAUAAAAGGAAAACUGAUUUCUGUUAUUGGAGAUGAAGACACUUGCGUAGGCUUUCUACUGGGAGGAGUUGGCGAAAUCAAUAAAAAUCGACACCCAAAUUUCAUGGUAGUUGAUAAAAAUACUCCUGUCAGUGAAAUAGAAGAAUGCUUCAAGAGAUUUUUGAAGCGUGAUGAUAUUGACAUAAUACUGAUUAACCAAAAUGUUGCUGAAUUAAUUCGUCAUGUAAUUGAUAAUCACACAUCUCCAGUGCCUGCAGUGUUGGAGAUUCCUUCUAAGGAUCAUCCCUAUGAUGCAUCUAAAGACUCAAUUCUAAGACGAGCUAAAGGGAUGUUUAGUGCUGAUGACAUGGUUGCUUAAAUGUUUCUGCCAACUAAAGCAGAUGGUACCUCUUAUGUUAAAACAACUAAAGAUUGUAUUGUUCUAGGCAUGUUAUUCAAUUGUUAUUAUUUCUAGAGCAUUUUAUGUCAUUCCAGAUGUAAUAUAUUUAAAAUAAAUGUAUUUGUUGAAAAGAAAUUAGUAAGUUAAAGAUAAUUAUUUGUCAUUAUUGCAUGUAUGGAUAUAAAUAAGUUAGUUUGUAUUGUAAUUAUAA